Talaromyces proteolyticus is the source of this 3165-nucleotide messenger RNA. Its product is annotated as small nucleolar ribonucleoprotein complex subunit. The transcript has 3 exons. The coding region runs from base 160 to 3030 and encodes 956 amino acids. The record is from RefSeq and is a predicted model, not a curated record. Gene Ontology annotation, cellular component: nucleolus; small-subunit processome; 90S preribosome. NCBI's taxonomy places the organism in Eukaryota, Fungi, Ascomycota, Eurotiomycetes, Eurotiales, Trichocomaceae. Gene Ontology annotation, molecular function: protein binding; U3 snoRNA binding. Gene Ontology annotation, biological process: endonucleolytic cleavage to generate mature 5'-end of SSU-rRNA from (SSU-rRNA, 5.8S rRNA, LSU-rRNA); endonucleolytic cleavage in 5'-ETS of tricistronic rRNA transcript (SSU-rRNA, 5.8S rRNA, LSU-rRNA).
CCAGCAAUGCUUAGCAUUUGAUAGCAAGGCGGACAUUGUGUGAAGAGGAAACCCUUUUUCUAAUUGCAAAGAGAUUACAUAUGUUUUUCUAAGGGAGUGGCCAUGAAAGAAUAAUCCGCUCGAGAAAUCAUAUUCAGAAAACGGACUGUGCCAUCCAACAUGUCCAAAGUCAGCGUCAAGACAACAUUCGAGGCGUCGCGAAUACUCCGCCCCAUCUAUACAGGAGGAAGCACAUCUUUGGAUUCCACCGGCCGGAUUCUUGCUUCUUGCAUCGGCGAGGAUGCCCUCAUAAUUGACUUGACCACCGGCGACCAAUUGGCCAGCAUCGAAGGAGAUGGAGAACUAAUCACGAACUUAGCUAUUACACCAUCGGCUUCGCAUCUUGUCGUUUGCUCCCGGUCCUUGUCUAUGCGCAUUUAUUCCUUGACCCUCUUCGAUACUGGCAAAAAGGUUAUCGAGGCUAAGUUGCUCAGAAGUAUUAAACCGCACACGUCUCCUGUAGUCACAACCGCCAUCGAUGCGACAGGUACCUUGCUGUCUACUGGAAGCUCCGAUGGGUCCAUCAAGAUUUGGGACAUCAGGGGUGGAUACAUAACACAUACCUUUCACGGACAUGGAGGUGUUAUAUCUGCCCUUUGCUUUUUUGAAGUGAACACUGUCCUCGAUCAAAAGAGAACCCCUAAGUCGACCCAGAAGAAGGACCGAGAGUCGCAGACGGAGAUCGCAACCAUAUCGGCAGAGCUUCGUUUAGCAUCUGGAGACGAAGAAGGAAAGGUCAAAGUCUGGAAUUUGAACAAGAGAAAGGCAAUCGUGACUUUGGAGUCCCAUGUUUCGGUGGUCCGAAGUUUAUCUUACUCCAAGCCCGAAGGGACAUUACUUUCAGCCUCUCGCGAUAAGACUGUCAUCCUAUGGGACGCUUCAACAUGGAAGAGUCGCCGAAUAAUCCCCGUUAUGGAAAGUGUGGAAACUGCAGGGUUUAUUUCUGACUCUUCCCUUCUUUAUGUUGGGGGUGAGAGAGGAAUGUUGCGCAUCUGGGACGGAAAUAGAGGAGGGGAAAUUACACUUGCUCAAGAAGAAGGCUCAGAACUUGAUGCCAUUGUCGCCACUGAAUAUUCUCAAGAAUUACCAUUCAUAAUGACUGUUCAUGCUGAUCAAACACUGCGGUUGCAUUCUAUUACGCCUUUGACAGAUUAUAAACAAGGGUCUAUCAUAUCACCAUUGCCCGUCAUAAGGCGAAUCUCUGGGAAUGACGAUGAAGUGAUUGAUUUAGCUUACGUCGGGCCAGACAGGUCACUUCUAGCCAUGGCGGCUAACACGGAGAGUAUCCGGAUUGUUUCUAUUGAGGAUUCGACAAAUACUGGCGAUGACAUCGAAGACGGCCCUGGGUAUUUUGGGGCAGAUGUGACAUAUUUAGAAGGCCACGAUGACAUUGUUAUCUGUCUCGAUGUCGAUUGGUCUGGCCAUUGGCUUGCUACUGGCGCAAAAGACAAUACAGCCCGCCUUUGGCGUCUUGAUCCUGAUACAUCUUCAUAUACUUGUGCAGCCGUUUUCACUGGUCAUGCAGAGUCAUUAGGGGCGAUUGCUUUGCCUCGCACUCCUCCCCCAGUUGGCUCUAAAGCACAUUCGGACCCUUUGAAUCACCCGCCGGCUUUCCUUUACACUGGUUCCCAAGAUCGAACAAUCAAAAGAUGGGAUAUAGGAAAAAUGAGUGAGGCUCAACUAAGAUCUCCCAAAGCAACAUAUACUAGGAAGGCCCAUGAAAAAGACAUCAACUCAUUGGAUGUUAACCAUAAUGCCACGUUAUUUGCCUCUGCAUCCCAAGAUCGUACUGUGAAGAUCUGGUCAGCCGAGGAUGGGACUUCAAUUGGCAUAUUGCGUGGCCAUAAACGAGGCGUAUGGUCGGUUCGGUUCUCUCCUAAAAACAUGCCUAUCAUAAACACAAAUGCUGGUACGAGUACCACUCGUGGUUUGGUGGCAACGGGAUCUGGUGACAAAACCGUCAAGAUCUGGAAUCUAACCGACUUCAGCUGUCUCCUAACUUUUGAAGGCCACACAAAUAGUGUCCUAAAAGUUGUUUGGCUUCCACCUCCUCAUUUAUCCACUGAAGACAAUAAGGAUGAUACAGAUGUAGCGAGCAGAAACCAGGCCGCGGUUCGGCCUCUUCUUGCUUCGUCUGCUGCUGAUGGAUUGGUCAAAGUAUGGUCUCCCUACAGUGGAGAGCUAGAAACCACAUUAGACAACCAUACAGAUCGUGUCUGGGCGCUUGCCUGUCCAACACCGUCUGGUUCUCGUGAAGAUGUCAAGUCUUCAGAAAAAGACCCGGAUUUUGCUUUGAUUUCAGGGGCUGCAGACUCUACCGUCACAUUCUGGAAGGAUACAACAUCUGCUGCACUUACAGCAGCAGUAUCAGCCAACUCGGCUCGCAUUGAACAAGAUCAGCAGCUUCAGAAUUACAUUCGCGCGGGUGCUUAUAGAGAAGCCAUCACAUUAGCUCUCCAACUCAACCACCCAGCCCGAUUGCUCUCGCUAUUCACGACUGCUAUCGAAGAAGCUGAUGGAACUUCGGAAACUGACGACAUCGACGAGAAUAAGAUUAUUCUGACUGGAAACAGCUCCGUAGAUACGGUCUUGCAGUCUCUUGAUCAUGAUAACCUUUACAUGUUACUUCUCCGCAUCCGGGAUUGGAAUACCAAUGCUCGCACAGCGAAAGUCUCUCAGCGUAUUCUCUAUGCUUUAGUUCGGUCAUAUCCGGCUUCCACGUUUGUCGAACUCGCUAGUCGUCCGCCACCAGCAGCAGCGCAGGGCAAACGAAGCUCGAAGUUUGCCAGUAGCACAGCGCUGAAAGAGGUUUUCAGUGUGCUGUCAGCUUAUACGGAUCGUCAUUAUCGUCGAGUCGAGGAACUGGUUGACGAAAGCUAUCUUGUCGAAUGGAUUCUCGAUGAGAUGGAUGGUGGUGUUCGAUUAGUCUCGGGUUCGUCUGCAACUAACGAACCUGAUCAUGAGAACGAUGUGAUUAUGCUAGAGGCCUAAGAAGUUUGCUGUGUGUGUUUACAGGAGUUUUACAUGUAUAGAUAGCGGUUCUGGUCAUCCCUUUACUGAGAAAAGCAUGGUUUGUUCAAUUUAUCAAUGAUAUUAACAGUUAAGUCUGUGAUUAAUUUUUUGCGA